Clarias gariepinus (North African catfish) is the source of this 2235-nucleotide messenger RNA. RefSeq names its product map3k7 C-terminal like (gene map3k7cl). Gene Ontology annotation, cellular component: cytosol; nucleus. The record is from RefSeq and is a predicted model, not a curated record. NCBI's taxonomy places the organism in Eukaryota, Metazoa, Chordata, Actinopteri, Siluriformes, Clariidae. The transcript has 6 exons. Bases 746 to 1177 code for a protein of 143 amino acids.
GUAAUAUGGUGACAUGAUAGCAAACAAGAAAGAGAGAUACAGACAGACAGAAAUAAAGAAGGGUAGAAAAAAAGAAGAUAAAAAAUAAAGAAAGACAGUCAGAAAUACAGAAGGAAAGAUAAACAGACAGAAAUACAGAAAGAUAGAAAGAAAGAAAGGAGGAAAGAAAGAAAGUGUAGGCUAGUAAUUAAUAGGUUUAAUCCAGCAAAACAUCUCCAUUUCAAAACAAUGGAAUUACUUGGCUGGUGUGUGCGUGUGUGUGUAUGUGUUACUCAGCACUGAUUGGAACAAAGGACAUUUUUCUUGCCUAAAGUCAUGCGUCCGAGCCGUUUAACUGGCACUGGUGUAGUGGGGGGUGUAUCUGUAGUCCUAGUGGGCAGCGUACACACACACACACACACACACACACAGAUCUGCCAUGUUUCUGAAGAGUAGCCGAGAUGAUUCCUGUGAAAGCAGUCUUCUUUUCGCUGGCCCUCACUAACUGGCCCAGAUGAUUGUAUGAAAAGCUGACUGUGGAAAGCUCUGACACAUCCUGUGUGCUUUUUCUGUGGAAGGAGUCACUCUUGAACCUUGUUUAACUUUAAGGACUUUUUUAGAAUUAAGCUUUUGUUGCUAGUGCAAAGACAGUGGAGACAUGUGACCUCACCCUCUGGCUCGGAGGGGCUCUACCUCUAAUUGUUUAAUCCCUGAUCCAGCUUUGAGCGCAUGAUGAAAUCCAGUCAUUGCCCCUGAGAGGGGAUAAAUGAUCACCUCAGCAAGACGAAUCACCAGAGACAAACCUGAAGUUCAAAUCUCCUUCAGCCUUGAUGAGUCCUCGGAGCUGACUGAUGCAGAGGAGCAAUUUCCAUCUUUCCCAGACCUCGAGCAACGCCUGCAGCCAGUGUUGCCAUGUCAGUCUCUAAAGGAGUCUGUCCAAGUCUACAGAGACCAUUGCAGAAUGGCGAAAGAGUUUCACCAGGUUAAAACAGAAAUUGCUCUGCUGGAAGACAGGAAAAGGGAGCUGAUAGCUGAACUGGCAGAGGACGAAAGGGUGACACUGGAGAUCACUCGACUAGAGGAAGAGUUCCGCCUUUUGACAGAGGAGAACCGUACCCUUGUCAGCAUGUACACAGAGCGCACCCAGCAGCUGGCAACUCUGCGCAUAGUCAAUCAGAAGAGACAGGGUUCCUCGUGACCCUUUAUCUUUUUGUACAAUGGUCAGAAUGAAUAUGUUUCAAGAUUUUAUUUCCUCAUGAGCCAUCUUAACAUUUAACAUACCAUCAGGGUUUUCAACCCCAACAGCAGUUCAAAAUGAUGAGCAUUACUGUUAUAUAAUGUGAGACUGGUGGUCAGGACAGUGGAAGGGCAAGGAUUUUAUAUUGUGAAGAAAAAAAGUUUGAGAUUACUUUAUCAGGUUUGUAUCACCAGCUACAGUAAGGUGGGAAAAUAGCUCACUAGCACAUAAUGAUUGUAACACAGAUCGUAGAAUUCUAGACAGUUGUUUAAGUGAUCAGGUUUUUAUUCUGUACCUGGACUUACAAUAGAAAAUGUUGAUAAAUAAAUAUUGGGAAUAGUUAACUGUGUCUUGCAAUGCAUAAUAAAAAACAGAAGCGUGCAGCGCGAGUACUGACCUGAGCAAUAAGCUCUUGUACUGUAAAAGGAUUGCGAGUGGUUACAGUAUGUGGUCUGCAGUCAACUGGAGACCAGAGAAGUAUCCAUUUUGACUUGCUUGGGCUUGUAAGUUGUUAACUGUAUAUUAUAAUAAAUAACUAAAUACAAUUAUAUUGAAAAAUAUAUAAUUUUGACAUCAAAUACAAAGCAGUUUGCUUUUCAUAGAACUUAGUAUUUCUAUGUAGCUUGUAAACACCAAUAAGCAUGUAAACCAACUGGUAGCUAUACAUUAAUCAGUUAAUGCAUUUGAAAAUUGUAUAAUUAUAAAAUGGUUACUGAUUAAUUAAUCACAAAUAAAAAUUGUCAUUUAUUUCAAUUUAGAAAAAUAAAUCCUUAUAAAAAUAUAUUUUUCAAACACUGGUGCUGGAUCCAGAAAGUUAAACAUAAUAAUUGAUGUUAUGAUUGUUCCUGAGUAUCUCAGUACUUUAUGUUUAAUUUAAAAUUCACACUUUUUAUGAUUUCUUUCAUUACAAUGUGAUAAGUAAUGCAAGUCAUAAAGAGGCAUCAUUUCUAUAUUAUGCUAUUUUAUAAAUAUGACAUCCCUGGUGGAGAACUUGCUGGGUUCUUAAGUGUUUUGUAAAG